AUCCAACCAUGUCAUCGGCGCCCUAUAAUUACAACUAUAUAUUCAAAUAUAUCAUCAUUGGUGAUAUGGGUGUGGGCAAGUCCUGUAUUCUGCAUCAAUUUACAGAGAAGAAAUUCAUGGCAAAUUGUCCCCAUACAAUUGGUGUGGAAUUCGGCACACGCAUCAUCGAAGUAGACGAUAAGAAAAUCAAAUUACAAAUUUGGGACACCGCUGGUCAGGAACGUUUCAGGGCUGUGACACGUUCAUAUUAUCGUGGUGCUGCCGGUGCUUUAAUGGUUUACGACAUUACCAGACGUUCUACAUAUAAUCAUCUCAGCAGCUGGCUGACGGAUACAAGGAAUUUAACCAAUCCCAAUACUGUGAUUUUUCUAAUUGGUAAUAAAUCCGAUUUGGAGAGUACACGAGAGGUGACCUACGAAGAAGCUGAGGAAUUUGCCAAAGAGAAUGGUUUAAUGUUUUUGGAAGCCAGUGCUAUGACGGGACAAAAUGUCGAAGAAGCCUUUUUAGAAACCGCACGCCGCAUCUACCAAAAUAUCCAAGAGGGCCGUCUAGAUCUCAAUGCCUCCGAGUCGGGUGUACAGCAUCGUCCCUCACAGCCGGGACGAACCUCGCUGACAAAUGAGGCACCCAACAAUAAGGAUCAAUGCUCAUGUUAAGCAACCAAUAACCCAUAACAAUAGAUUUUUGUGUUUUGUUAAUA
Musca vetustissima is the source of this 700-nucleotide messenger RNA. RefSeq names its product ras-related protein Rab-14 (gene Rab14). NCBI's taxonomy places the organism in Eukaryota, Metazoa, Arthropoda, Insecta, Diptera, Muscidae. Gene Ontology annotation, cellular component: phagocytic vesicle; Golgi apparatus; trans-Golgi network. The transcript is spliced from 3 exons. Bases 9 to 656 code for a protein of 215 amino acids. Gene Ontology annotation, biological process: defense response to bacterium; phagosome maturation; endocytic recycling. The record is from RefSeq and is a predicted model, not a curated record. Gene Ontology annotation, molecular function: GTPase activity; GTP binding.